Micropterus salmoides (largemouth bass) is the source of this 2379-nucleotide messenger RNA. Its product is annotated as probable uridine nucleosidase 2. The coding region runs from base 40 to 747 and encodes 235 amino acids. The record is from RefSeq and is a predicted model, not a curated record. Gene Ontology annotation, molecular function: hydrolase activity, hydrolyzing N-glycosyl compounds. The transcript is spliced from 6 exons. Lineage: Eukaryota; Metazoa; Chordata; Actinopteri; Centrarchiformes; Centrarchidae.
UUCAGGCAUCAGAUGUGAAUCUUUUUUGUUGAAUGUAGGAUGAAGAAGAAGUUGAUCAUUGACUUGGACACAGGGGUGGAUGAUGCUCAGGCCAUCAUGGUGGCUCUCGCGGCCCCCAAUGUGGAGAUUUUGGGGAUCACUUGCUGCCACGGCAACACACCCCUGGAGAACGUCCUCAAGAACACACUGCGUGUCCUGAAAGUCUGCAACAGGCUGGAUAUCCCUGUGUAUCGUGGCUGCUCAAAGCCCCUGCUCGCCCAUGAACAAAAUGCUGGAGAUUAUCAUGGGAAGGACGGCCUGGGCGAGGUCCCGGAUCCAGACGCUCCAGGCCUUGAGCUGUUGCAGAAGAAAAAAGCUGUGGAGGCCAUGAUUAAGAUUGUAAAAGAGAACCCUGGGGAGGUGACUCUGGUGGCCAUGGCCCCUCUGACUAACCUGGCUGUCGCAGUACAACUGGACCCCUCCCUCCCCAAGAAGCUGAAGGCGCUCUACAUCAUGGGAGGAAACACUGAAUCCAGGGGUAACACCACAGCGUGUGGAGAGUUUAACUUUGUGGCUGACCCUGAGGCUGCCUACAUUGUAUUGGACUGCUACACCUGUCCCACCUACAUCGCCACCUGGGAGUUCAGCUGCAAGAACAGCCUGCCGUGGUCCUUCUGUGACCAGUGGCUGGCCCAAAACACUGAGAAGGCUGCCUUUAUGAAAAAGAUUACAUGCCUUUCAAUGACGGUAACAGUGUGCAGAUUAUAAUAACAGGGCAGGAAAUGGUUAUGUUGUGGAAAUUUGCAAUAAAAGGUUAUGCAUUUGUAGUGAACCUACUCUUUGUUGAUGAAAUUAUGAAUCAUAAGCACUCAUUUGGGGCAACACCUAAAAUUUGCUGUCCGCUCAAGGCUUUUAGGACUCCUUGGGUAUAGCUUAUAAUUGCUAACAAUUGUUACUAGUGAUCAAUUAGUAAUUGCUUAAUUGUUUUAAAUCAGUUUGUUUAUUCAGUCAGUAAGUCUCAAAUCAAAGGGUGAAUCCGUCCUUGGCCACAAAAUGCAGAGUUUGGUUUUGCCUUUUACCGUCUGGUGUCAAAGGCUCACGAACAGCUGGCUCGGUUCAUUGCGUUCAUGCAAUGUCUGAGAUCGUAUUCAUUUUAAUCCUCCGUUUGUAAACUAAAACAGAGUAGUGUGGAUGGGGGCUUUUGUUAUCUUAUCUCCCCAGGAGAUGGUGGUUUUGCUUGGUUGUUUACUUGCAUCCAGCACUCAGAGUGGAAAUAAGGCCUUUUUGAUGUGGCAGACCUUUCACUCCCACCUCUUUUAGGGUGUUUCAGCUUGGAGUCAGCCUGUCUGCUUGAGGGGUGAUAAAAUAUUUGGUAAAUAUAUAAAAGAUUUGGCAUAAAAUAAUUAAAUGUCCACUGGUUGUUCACUACAUAUUUAAUGACAUGUCCUUAUAAGAAGAACAACUAGAUAACUAUUCAAUGUUCUUAAAAGGGUUUUUAUCUUCUAACAGUAGUUCUUCAACUCAACUAAAUUAGAAUUUGCACUCUAAUUAUGUUCUUGUUAUGAUUAUUUAGCAUUUCAAAUAUGUUUACAAGCCCUUUUGGGGCUCUGAGCAGAAUACCUCCUCCGCUACCACCCCAAAAUGUGCCAGCAAUAACUACACUAUAAUGUAACACAAGAAAAGUCAUAAAUGAAAAUAUAAAAUUACAGUAUAGUAACAGAAGACAUAGCAACAGAUUGUGUUGUAAAUAAAAUAAUUCCCCUAAAAUGUGUUUUAUGAUCACCAAACUUUUUUCAAGCCACCAAACCAAAAGAUUUUGCAUUGAACCCACAGAACAAGUGUUUUUAUCCCGACAUUAUUGACAAAGUUCAGUGCUGUGAGAGUUAUCACAGAGUGUAACUUUAAAUGCUUUUGACAAUAAAUAAACAGCAAAAUCUAUAGAUGAAGUUUGGGCUCCCUGGCAGCUGCUUAGUCUUUUUAUGCCUUGGUCCUCCUCUUCAGUGCCGAAUGAUCUUCAGUCACAUGUAAAUGCCUCUUCAUGAUUUAAUGUUUCUGCAGAGAGCUCGGUCCGCAGACUAUCAAAAGGAGAUCACAACAGGACAAGGGUUCAACUCCUGUGACACCUACGCCAUGGCUGCCGCCAUCGAUGACACAUUCAUAACAGAGAGUGAGGAGGUUGCAGUGACAGUGGAGUUGGCGGGGACCUAUACCCGAGGCAUGAUGGUGCUGGACUACAUGGAGCUGCUGAAGAAGAAGCACAAGGCUUUUAUCAUGAAGAAAGUAGACUUGGAAAAGUUAAUGCAAAUGUUCAUGAAUUCACUGAAUUAGUAAUAGACUGUAACAAGCUGAUGGCUUGCAUUUGGUUCACCAAAAUAAAUACCUAAGUGAAAAAGAAAUAUA